Molecule: messenger RNA, 3451 nt
Organism: Maniola jurtina (meadow brown)
Lineage: Eukaryota; Metazoa; Arthropoda; Insecta; Lepidoptera; Nymphalidae
Product: sentrin-specific protease 1-like
Exons: 7
Coding region: 137-2197 (686 amino acids)
Biological process (GO): protein desumoylation
Cellular component (GO): nucleus
Molecular function (GO): deSUMOylase activity
Source: RefSeq, a predicted model, not a curated record
UUGUGGUUGUCUUUGUUGCUGGUCUGUGGUUGCCGUCGUUGCGAUAAAAUUGCGGCUUGAAUUUUUUUCAGUUUCUAAAAUUAAUUUUACUAAUAGUAUACGGUAACUAAGGUGAUGGAAAUACAAUUACAGUAAAAUGCAGUCCGUAGUGGCUCGAGUGCGCAGUUAUCUAAACUGGUUAGUUGGUGAAGACGAUAUCCCGAGCAAGACAAGCUUCAAAAGAGACAGAAAUGACGAUGAUAUCUCAUCUGAUGAUGAUCUUCCAACUUUAAAGAGACAAAAGAAACUAAGGAAAACUUCCUUCCCCGAUAUAUUGAGUACUAGAGAUAUGUGGGAUAAUGAAGACAGGCCUGCUAAAAAUGUAAGAUACAUACCAAUUCAAGUAGAAACAGGCCAUCCGAGCACAUCCACACCUAAUGAAGCAUCAAUCAGGAACAACAGAGUACGAACAGUCCCUAUCAAAUUGGUAGACGGUUCUAAUGGGCGGUCCACACCAUCACGAAAACCUCGCUUGCAGCCCGUGACGCCGAUUUUUCGAGCUGAUGUUGAUGAUACAGAAGAUGAUGAUGAAGAGGUUAUAUUGGUUGAAACUAAACCUAAAAAACAGACACACUAUUACAAAGCUGUAGCACAAAGUAACAAGAACGAAGAUGAUGAUGAUGACGAUGACGUCAUAUUCAUCAAAGAAGUCUCUACAAUCCCCUACCACAGUGCCAAUAAAAAUAACGAACAUAGGGAUGACGGAUUUAAGUACUACAAGAUAUGUCGAAACCUUAACGAAAGGGGUGCAAACCAUUCACCCAGGGAACAUAGCAAAUUUAAAGGCACAGCUGGUAUCACAAAGCAAUACAAAAAAACUACACCGUUACCAAAAUGGAUGCAACCAAACACCUCACAAUCACGAAAUAGAUUCUCAACUCUUAACGGAAAUGCUCGAUCGACAUUAUCGGAAGUUUUCAAUUUGGAUGAGAAAAGACGUUACCAAGAACUAAUCAAGAAAGUAGGUGAUUCUAUGAAACCUUCGUCGAAAGGAAAACCUUUAAAUAUUUACAAUUUAGCCGACAAUUCUGCUUCAUUUCGGUUAACGCAAAGAGCACAAAGAAAUGCCUUGAAUGAAAUAAAGUUAGUUGAAAAAGGUUUGAGUGCGGAAAAGCUUCAUGAAGCUUCCAAAGAGUACGAUCCGAUCACAAUCGCAUCUAUAAACUCGUCGGAUUCAGAAGUCGAAAUCAUUCCUUCCGAAACAUCAACUUCAUCGUCUGUUAAAAUUGCUAGAUCUAACUCUUUAAAAGAUUCCUUAAGAAAUGAAGCAUUGACUUCGAAUGACUGGGUUUCCAAGCUAGAUUCUAAGUAUAAAGAAAAACAUAGUGAUGUUACAGGCAAAAUAGUAGAUGCAAAACGGGAGUUUGACAUAAUAUCUAAAGUGAAUUAUGAACAGAACCUAGCGCAUUUAGAGCAUAAGUUGAAACAUGAACUUAGUCUACCAGAGAGUCUAAUAGCUGUACCUCAGCCUACGGUAGAGUUACCUCCUUUGACUCUUGAGCAAGAGAAAUUAGUUAAAAAAGCAAUCGGCCCGGGCCCUGCCGGCCAACUACUAGUAGAGAAAUUUAAUUUAAGGAUACACAGGCGCGACCUCCAAACCCUAGCAGGACUGAACUGGCUGAAUGAUGAAGUGAUUAACUUCUACAUGAACCUGCUGAUGCAGCGAAGUGAGGAGCGCAAGGACUUACCGCGUGUUUACGCUACCAACACAUUCUUCUACCCCAAGCUCAUGCAGACUGGCCAGGCUGGUCUCAAGAGGUGGACCAGGAAGGUGGACAUAUUCGCGCACGACCUCAUGGUGGUCCCGGUGCACCUGGGCGUGCACUGGUGCCUGAGCCUCAUCAAGUUCCGCGAGAAGAAGAUCCACUACCUCGACAGCAUGGGCGGCCGCAACCAAGCCUGCCUCGACGCGCUGCUCAAGUACCUGCGCGACGAACACAAGGACAAGAAGGGGCAGCCCUUCGACGACAGCGGGUGGCGCACUGAGAGUCUCAAGGACAUCCCGCAGCAAAUGAACGGCAGCGACUGUGGCAUGUUCGCGUGCACAUUCGCAGAGUUCAGCGCUCGCAACGCGCCCUACACCUUCACCCAAGCGCACAUGCCUUACCUGAGGCGCAAGGCCGCCUUCGAGAUCCUGCAGGCGAAACUGCUGCUGUGACCACUUGGCGGCGAGUGCACCUAACUUCUUCUGCUCUCACAAACUGUUACACCAACAUAAUAAUUCUGUUGAAAACGUCAUACUAAUAGUUGCGUACAGUAAUACCACUUUUAUAAGUCGCAUCGUCAUAAUUCUUUUGCGCAGAAAUAACGCCAUGAAUCUUUAAACACAAAGUGUAACCAGAACGCUAUCAAAAACUUUGCGAUACUAUUAUAUUACCAUAACACAAUCCAAUGCCAAUAACCAUUUGCCUUGUCUUGUAGUUUAAGCGAUUUAGUAUUUUUCAAACCCGCAUUGUAUAGCGUGCAAAACUCGGGUCAAUGCCCCACCUACGACGCGGGAUUGACUUCGUGUGGCCUAUUACAGGAAAGUUCGUUGACCUCUAGCGUCAGUCAGAUGUUUUAUUUGCAAUAUAUUGUGAACUUUUAAAAAUACAGGAUUGUUUCGUAGUUUUUUUUUAGCUAUCUUAUCAGUAAUCAUCAGUACUAUCGCCUGUCUUAGUUUUUGCUAGCGUUCUGGUGACACCGUAUAUAGUCCGUACGAAAUGAGAACUCACUCGCCAUUUUAACUCUAUGUCAAAAGUACGGUUCACCUUUAAAAUAAAGCCUAAAAUCGUACUUUUGACAUGACAGUUGACACAAAGUUAAAAUGGCGAGUGAGAUCUCAUUUCGUACACAUUGUCCGGAUUGCUUACCCGUAACACCUACUUGAAGCAAAACCUACUCAUCGCUAUCCCGUUUCAACUGCCGAGGGAGAGCAAGCGAUCGCACCCCACUGGGAUCCGAUCUCUCGCUCUAAUUUUAUAGUGGAAGUGGGAUAGCGAUAAGUAAGUACUUGCUCCAAGUAAGUAUUAAAAGUGAACUUUCUAUUACUUCUUCAUGUCUAAUGCAGACUAAAAGCGAAUGUGCACCAAUGAAAUACCUUAUUCCUUUACGUUAAGAUUUUAAACACAAAAACAACAGACUCAUGCUAUCUUGCUCAGUAUAAAUAUUUGCGAGUACAAACAACAACCAAUAGCAGGUGGAAGCGCACUAUGAUUGGUUGAGAUAUUUAACGCCAUUGAGAAAUAAGAUUUCUGUGCAGGUACGUCGAAGUAACUUAUAAAAGUUGUAGUGUACACAAUACACAAUAUAAUAAUUCAGUUGAAAACAUAGUCCUGCUGAUACCAACUAUGUAUUCUUAGAGGUGUAUUCACAUUUCAAAUAAUUUAUUCGAAAAUUGUAAGAAAUAAAUGGAAAUAAUUUACAUGAGGAA